CUCUUCCGUGAUAAAGGAAGAGGCAAGAGCAUUGCAUGGAGGAAGCUUAAGGAAACCAAUCAUCCAGUCUCUCACUCCAUCCCUAAACUCACGGCUGUUCCCAAGAACACAUAUGUAGGAGAUCCAAGCUCCUGGAAGCUCCAGCUUUUAUCUCUUCACCUUGAACUCUCCUUAUUCAAGAAUACUGCUCAUUACCUUCUAGGCCCUGGCUGCAUCUGGGAUCAAGCUAUCUUACUUUCUGGCCAUCAAGAGACAGAUCGAGAUGCAGAAAGGAAGCAUUCCCCUUAAGUAUUUGUUACUAUUGCAUCUCCUACUUUUAAAACAUGGUAUAACCUUCGGUGAAAAUAGCACAACUGUCAACACUACAUCCAGUGCAGCCCCUAGGGGGACCAGCACAUUCCCCUACACUGAAUCCAGCACAGCAUUCAGUGAGACCAGCACAGCUUCCAACACUGGAUCCAGUGUGACCUCGGGUGAAACCAGCACACCUUCCAAUAUUGGAUCCAGUGCGACCUCCAUUAGAACCAGCACAGCCUCCAACACUGGAUCCAGUAUGGUCUCCAGUGGGAAAAGCACAGCCUCCAACACUGGAUCCAGUGAGACUUCCAGUGGGACCAGCACAGCCUUGAGUACUAUACCCACUGGGACCUCCAAUGGGACCAGUACAGCUGUCAACACUGGGUCCAGUGCAACCUCAGGCCCACCUUCUCCAACUGGAAUGCACACAACUUCCUACGGAAAUAGCACAAGUACUGCUACUUCAACAAGUAAAGUGGGGCCCGAUGGGUCCCUGAAGCCAUGGGAAAUCUUUCUCAUCACUCUGGUCUCGGUUGUAGUAGCUGUGGGCUUCUUUGCUGGGCUCUUCUUCUGUGUGAGAAACUCCCUGACCCUGAGAGACAUCUUUGACACAGCUGUCUACCACCCCCAUGGCCCGCACCUUGACCUGGGCCCUGAAGGGAGUCACAGAGUCCACCACAGGCCUAGGUGGAGCCCUAACUAGUUCUGGAGGAAACCAGUAUCCUCUGUGGCUAUGGAGAUGAGAGGAUGGUACAACAGACCCUGAGCAGGGCUAAAGUCAGAGAGCCACAUUCUUCAUGGAGGAAGCUGACCUGAGGGACUGGAGAUCUAAGUGUCCUUUCACUUGUCCCCAGAAGUCCCCUCCCAGCUUCGGAUCUGUGACAGCCUUGGAGAAGAUGCUUCCUCCCCCUCUGUUGCUUUUACCAGACAUUGGAAAGAAGAGAUGCUUAUGGUCAUUUGGCUAAGAAAUAAACACAUCCAAAAUAAA
Molecule: messenger RNA, 1285 nt
Organism: Phyllostomus hastatus (greater spear-nosed bat)
Lineage: Eukaryota; Metazoa; Chordata; Mammalia; Chiroptera; Phyllostomidae
Product: mucin-21-like
Exons: 3
Coding region: 263-1000 (245 amino acids)
Source: RefSeq, a predicted model, not a curated record